Pyricularia pennisetigena is the source of this 2982-nucleotide messenger RNA. RefSeq lists its product as uncharacterized. Gene Ontology annotation, molecular function: carbohydrate binding; hydrolase activity, hydrolyzing O-glycosyl compounds; triacylglycerol lipase activity. The record is from RefSeq and is a predicted model, not a curated record. The transcript has 4 exons. The coding region runs from base 1 to 2982 and encodes 993 amino acids. Gene Ontology annotation, biological process: lipid catabolic process; carbohydrate metabolic process. NCBI's taxonomy places the organism in Eukaryota, Fungi, Ascomycota, Sordariomycetes, Magnaporthales, Pyriculariaceae.
AUGGGCAGAUUUGCUAGACUAUGGAUGGCCCUAUACGGGGUCCUGACCACCGCCAUAGCCACAGAGCUCAUCCCACCGAGCCAAGAUCCAUGGUACAGCGCACCACCCGGAUUCGAAAGCAAAGCGCCGGGAACAAUCCUACGUGCUCGCCAGGCGCCUCCCAACAUAACAGCCCUCGUCAAUAACUCAGCAGAGGCGCACCAGCUGCUAUUUCGAUCAACAGACACUCGUUACAGACCGUCAUGGGCGGUGACGACUGUUUUCCUACCGACCGAAGAAAGCAAAGCUGGCAGGGACAAGCCAGCAUUGCUGUCCUAUCAGAUACCCUACAACACUCUCGACGUCGACCAGAGCCCAAGCUAUGGCUUGUCGACCAUCUACGGAGAGAGCACGAUGGCUGACGUCCGAGAAGGUCUGAAUCGUGGCUGGGCCGUGAACGUGCCUGAUUUCGAAGGACCCGAGGCAGCAUUCUCCGCGGGGCCUCAGGCUGGCCACGCAGUCAUUGACUCCGUCAGAGCUGUCUUGUCUUUUGCAAACCUCACGGAUCCGAGCAGAGCCCGCUAUGCUCUGUGGGGCUAUUCGGGCGGCGCGUUUGCGAGCAGCUUCGCGGCAGAGCUGCAAGCCUCGUACGCGCCCGAGCUUGACUUUUCGGGCGUGGCUAUCGGAGGAGUGCUCUCCAACUUCACCCAGAUCAUAUACAACGUGACGGCGUCGCCGGUAGCUGCCAUCGUGCCCUAUGCACUCCUCGGCCUGACCGUUCAGUAUCCGGAGGCGCGGCAGUACUUGAUUGAUCGCCUGCACAAGGAUGGCUUGUAUAAUGCGACGACAUUUCUCAGUGCCUUGCACAUUCCGGCUGCAGAGGCGAUUGCUCUUUUUGCCGGUCAGGAUAUAUUUGACUACUUCAUCGACGGCGAUGAGAUGAUGAAAGCGCCUGAACUGGCUCGGGUGUUUGGUAACAACUGGCAUGAGAGUUAUCACGGCAUUCCCCAAAUGCCGGUUUAUGCAUACAAGGCUAUACACGACGAGACCACCAACAUCCGAACGACAGAUGAACAUGUGGCCAGGAUAUGUAGUAGUCAUAUCAUGCCACCGGAGACGUGGGCGCUCGACGAAGAGCCUCAAGCAGUCAGGCAUGAAAUAAGCACGGCACAAGACGGUUCCGCCACCAUCCGAAACGGCAAGGCCAAGGCGGCGGUGACCAGCCGUGGCAAGAUCACGAUCCACAAGGCGGACGGCAGCAUCUUGCUCGAGGAGUACGCGCGGAACCGGCGGGACCUGCGCGACGCAAAAUGCAGCGCCAUCGAGGUCGAGGCGCGCGAGUUCAAGCCCCUCCGCGGGGGUGACUACCAUCUCACGGCGCGCUUCGAGAGCCAGUCGCCCGACGAAAAGAUUUUUGGUAUGGGCCAGUACCAGCAGCCGUUUCUGGACCUCAAGGGCCUCGACCUCGAGCUCGCGCACCGCAACUCGCAGGCCAGCGUGCCUUUUGCCCUGUCUUCGCUGGGGUACGGGAUGCUGUGGAACAACCCGGCGGUCGGCCGGGUCGUGUUUGGGAAGAACACGACCUCGUACGAGGCCUACUCGACCAAGACCUUGGACUACUGGCUGGCGGUCGGGGAUACGCCUGCAGAGAUUGUCGAAAAGUACGCCAGUGUCACGGGGAAGCCGCCCAUGAUGCCAGAGUAUGGAUUGGGAUUUUGGCAGUGCAAGCUACGGUACGAAACGCAGGAAGAGUUGCUCCAAGUCGCUCGGGAAUAUCGUCGCCGUGACCUACCGCUCGAUCUCAUAGUCAUAGACUUCUUUCACUGGCCCAUGCAAGGGGAAUGGAAAUUUGACCCGCGCUACUGGCCGGAUCCAGAUGCCAUGGUCAAAGAACUCAACGAGCUUGAUAUUGAGCUCAUGGUGUCCAUCUGGCCUACCGUGGACAAGAAAUCAUCCAAUUUCAAGCACAUGAUGGAACAUGGUUUCCUAGUGCGUACAGAACGGGGCGUUCGCACCAAUUUCGAGUUCCAGGGCCAAACCGUCUACUUUGAUCCCACCAACCCGGCCGCCCGACAGUUCGUAUGGGCAAAGGCAAGGGAGAACUACCACGCCAAGGGCAUCAAGACCUUUUGGCUCGAUGAGGCCGAGCCAGAGUACUCGGUUUACGACUUUGACAACUACCGCUACUUUCUUGGGUCCAACCUGUCCAUAGGCAACAUCUACCCGCGCGAGUACGCCCGCGCCUUUUUCGACGGGCAAAGGCAAGCCGGGCAGGACAAGGUCGUCAAUCUGAUCCGCUGCGCCUGGGCCGGCAGCCAAAAAUACGGCGCAUUGGUGUGGAGCGGGGACAUCGCCUCGUCGUGGGCAAGCUUCCGCAACCAGCUGGCCGCGGGCCUCAACAUGGGCAUCGCCGGUCUGCCCUGGUGGACGACCGACAUUGGCGGCUUCCACGGCGGCGACCCGGACGACCCGGGUUUCAGGGAGCUGUUUGUCAGGUGGUUCCAGUGGGGUGCGUUUUGUCCCGUCAUGAGGCUGCACGGGGAUCGCGAGCCCAAGCGCGGCACUGAGCCGAGCAGCAGCGGCGCCGACAACGAGGUCUGGUCGUAUGGUGAGGAGGUUUAUGGCAUCUGUCAGAAGUACCUGGCCGUCAGGGAGACGCUGAGGGACUACACCAGGAGGUUGAUGGCAGAGGCGCACGAGCGUGGCAGUCCGGUCAUCCGACCCCUCUUUUACGAGUUUCCAGGAGAUGAGAAGUGCUGGCUGGUGGGGGCUUCGCAGUACAUGUACGGGGAUUCCUAUCUCUGCUGUCCGGUAUUAACUCCGGGUUCUCGAUUGUCCAAAGUAUAUUUGCCGCGGCUUGAAGAUGACCGGCGAUGGUUUAGCUUCCGCCAUGAGCAGGCAACCGAGCAAAGCUUCCCAGGCGGGCAAGUAAUCGAGAUUGACUGUCCGCUAGACUGGAUGCCUGUGUUUGUUAGGAAAACCAAGGGCAUAGCAAGACAAUAA